GUUGUUUACCGCGCGCCACCCAGACGUCUGCCACUGAUCCGUCUCCAUUCUCCACUCCCACCACCGUCCCACGAAUACCGCCGCCCCCUUUCCGCGUCUCCUCCUCAUCCUCCUCCCUUCUCCCCGUUGUUGCCGUGGGGAUUGGAUUUCUCCACCUGCAGGAGGUCGCUCGAUCGCAAGAGCAGAGAUGGCGGCGGUGAGGGUGGACAAGGCCACCAACGAGCUGCUGCUGGGCCCCGACUGGACCCUCAACAUAGACAUCUGCGACGCCGUCAACUCCGAUCACGGGCAAGCAAAAGAGGUGAUUAAAGCUUUGAAAAAACGUCUUCAGCACAAGAAUGCGAAUGUUCAAUUUCUUGCUUUGACGCUUUUAGAGACUCUAAUAAAGAACUGUGGGGAUCACGUGCAUGUUCAAGUCAUAGAGCGCAAUAUACUGGAGGAAAUGAUGAAAAUUGUGAAGAAAAAGGCAGACAUGCAAGUGAGGGACAAAAUUCUAACACUCCUGGAUUCUUGGCAAGAAGCAUUUGGUGGGCCUGGUGGAAAGCACCCUCAUUAUUACUGGGCAUAUGCUGAAUUGAAGAGAUCUGGUGUGGAAUUUCCUAAGCGCUCACCUGAUGCUGCACCGAUAUUUACUCCUCCAGUCACACACCCAGCAUCUUUGCCAUCAUAUCUUCAAGCAGGGUAUGGAAUGCUAGUCAAUUCUUCAUCAAGGCUUGAUGUGGCAAUGUCAUCUAAUGGAGCUUCUCUGAGCAUGCUAGACUUGGAACGUAUGCUGGGAGCUGUGGAACUAUUAAGUGAGAUGCUGAGAGCUGUGGAUCCAAAUGAUCAUGAUGCUGUCAACGAUGAAAUUAUCACGGAACUUGUGAACCAAUGUAGGUCAGACCAAAAGAAGGUCUUGAGUUUGGUAAGUUCACUGAGGGAUGAGGAACUCUUGGGCCAAGCUCUUGACUUAAAUGAUAAAUUACAAAUUCUGCUUGAGAAACAUGAUGCAAUGGUAUCAGGAUCUCCUCUACCAGCCGAAGUAACAGAUGUGGUGAGUGAAUUGUCAGUAGGAACCACUCCAAACCUAGGCCAAGAAGUUGCUCCUACAGCUGCCGUUGCUCCAAAGAUAGUAUCAACCAAUGUUUUGAAUUAUGAGGAGGAAGAUGAAGACGACGAGUUCUCUCUGCUAGCUCGCAGGAACUCAAGAUUCAGACCCACAAACAGCGAGAACGCCUCUUCUAGUUUAGGCACAUCUUCGUCAACCAUCCAUGAGGGAAUACCAAGUUCAGAAGCUUCUGUUCCCUCUACAACUUCUUCAUCCAUUCCAAGCAAUGCAUUGUCUCCACCAGAUCCUCCAGCCCCCGUGAGGACUUCUCUAGAAGACCAGGUUAUGAGCGACCUUCUUGCACUCACCAUAUCCUCAAACUCAUCACCACCCUAUACCCCAGUAACACCUGAACCAGCCUUGAAUCAAGGUGGCUCAACAGUUAGUGGCUAUCCACAGCCUUAUCAUGUAAAUCAAGGACAUGCAUCUGCACAUUAUGUCGCUCCAUGGGCACAGCCUCAGUCUCAAACCGCAACCAUUCAGCAACAGACAUCAUCCCCGUCACAUUUGCCCUACAACUCAUUAGCUUACCCACCGCCACCAUGGGCCUCCCAUGACAGCAUCGAGUCGAACCCUUUUGUGGUAGCAUCGUCUCAGCAUCAGUCGAGCUCCAACUCGCCUAUUAACGUGCCACCAAACUUGAGACCCCUACAGCAAUCACAUUCUUUUGCAGUGCCACUUCGAACUGCAAGUUUAGACUCACCAAUAAAUCGGAACCUGAAGCAACCACUUUCUGCUGGGGCUCGCAGGCCAUCUUAUGUUUCUUCCAACAAGUUCUUCGAUGACUUGUUUGACAGAAAUUCAGAUGGUAGCCUGAAAUUAGGCAGUACAGUUGGCAGUAGCACGUCCAGUCCAUACAAGGCACAGUGAUGACUAUGGAAAAUAAAAUUUUGGCACAUAACAGGUAGUACCCGAAGUUGACGGUCGCCAUCACCGUGAGCAACCAGUAGAGGUUCUCCAGCUUUGACGCGUUCAUGUUGUUCGGCAGCCACGCCGUGGUGCGCCGGACGACGCCGACGAGGGCGGUGCUCAGGUAGAACCCGAGCGCGAUGAUCACGGCGACCAUGCCCGUGGACGUGUUCUUGAGCGACGGCGGGAACUCCUCGUAGUACAGUGUCACGCCCCCGGGGAAGUACAGCGCCUCGCCGGCGCCGGCCAGCGCGAGCGGCAGGACCAGCCACAUCGCGGACAGCGACGACACCCACGCCUGGUGGCCCUCCUCGCCGUGCGUGCGCACGGUCGCCAUGCGGUGGCGCUCGACGGCGGCGGACGCGGCGAGGCUGAGGAUUGCAAGCACGUGGCCCGCGCCGAUGCGUUGCAGCGGCGUCGGGGUGUGCUCGGUGAGGCGUCGCCAGAGCGGGAGGAGCGCGCGGUCGAGGAGGAUGAGGGAGAAGACGAUGGAAAUGAGGAUGACGACGCUCAUGGAGCCCGCCGGCACGGUGAAGCGGCCGAGGCCACGGUCCAUGGCGAGGGCCUGCAGGACGGUGAAGUUGAUCUGCGUGCCGAACGCGACGCUGAGGACGAUGGACGCGCUCCAGAGCGGCAGGAUGCGGACCACCGCCUUGAAGUCUUCCACUUCCUGCACCGUGCAGAUGCGCCACGGCCGGAACACGGACCCAUCCGCCGGAACGACAUCGCCGUCGGCGAUCAGUGCAGCGCGGUUCAGGAAGCUACGAUCGGGUGCAUAUGUCGAAGCAGAUAACACUAUCGUCAGUUUAGUCAAG
This is a messenger RNA of Panicum hallii, 2811 nucleotides long. Its product is annotated as TOM1-like protein 6. Bases 188 to 1957 code for a protein of 589 amino acids. Gene Ontology annotation, biological process: protein transport to vacuole involved in ubiquitin-dependent protein catabolic process via the multivesicular body sorting pathway. Gene Ontology annotation, molecular function: ubiquitin binding; phosphatidylinositol binding. The transcript has 10 exons. Lineage: Eukaryota; Viridiplantae; Streptophyta; Magnoliopsida; Poales; Poaceae. The record is from RefSeq and is a predicted model, not a curated record.